This is a messenger RNA of Dracunculus medinensis (Guinea worm), 1329 nucleotides long. Lineage: Eukaryota; Metazoa; Nematoda; Chromadorea; Rhabditida; Dracunculidae. The record is from the annotation of a GenBank genome assembly.
AUGAAAGAAACAUGUGAACAAUUACGCGCUUUUGAUAUGUUAGCAAGGCGUAAUGCUCAAAAUAUCAUUCGAAUAAAUCGACAAAUAAUAAAUGCCCCUGGUGUUCCAAAUAAUCCACGUUUAACACCAGCUGUACCAAAUAACUCAUUUAUACCAUAUGCAUAUGACUGUAUGGAUAUGCACUGCUUGUGCCCAUAUUUUAGAGGAAUGACAGCGCCAGAUGGACGUUGUUUUCUUACUAACGGAAUGGAAUUGCGUCGAACAGUGCGUAAAGAAAUUCGUAUGUUAACGAAUGAUGAACUGCAAAGAUUGAAUAAUGCUAUUAGACAAUUGAAACUGAGCGCUAUAUAUGAUCAGUUAGCUAAUAUUCAUAGACAAUUCGCAUCAGGUACAGGAGCACAUUCCGGUCCAGCAUUUCUACUUUGGCAUCGUGAAUUCUUAAAAAGAUAUGAAAUCUCCUUGCGGCUAAUUGAUCCAACUGUAGCGAUACCAUAUUGGGAUUCUGUAAUGGAUGGUUUUCUACCAGAUCCAAGAGACUCGGUUUUGUGGACACCUUAUUUAUUUGGUGAAACUGAUCAGGCUAACAAUGUUGUUACUGGUCCUUAUGGAAAUGAUUUUCGAACUCUAGAAGGCAAUCCUUAUAUUACCAGGAAUUUGGGUAUUGAAGGUCAUCUUUUCACUGAAAAAAAUCUUCAAGAUUUUUAUAAUAAACAGAGUAUCGAUGGAGUCUUGGCUUAUACCGCACCACAAAGUGGAUGUAUUUAUCCCCCAAACUUUGGUGCACUCGAAUACAGUCAUGCGAGUGUACAUUCUUGGGUUGGUGGAGAUAUGAAACCUCCACGAAGGUCAGCAAACGAUCCCAUUUUUUUUUUUCACCAUUCAUUUGUGGAUUUCAUUUUCGAACAAUGGCGACAGACAAAACAAAAUCGUUUUCAACGUGAACAUCAAUAUUCACCGAAUAUUGAACAGUGUUCAAGUCCUUUACAUUUUUCACAUGCUCCAAUGCGACCAUUUAAUAUUUUGAAUAUACAAGGUUUAUCGAAUAGCUAUACUGAUUAUAUGUAUACUUAUGAACCACGACCAACAUGUAGCAUAAGGAGCCCAUCAUGCAAUUCGCAAUAUUUGUUCUGUAGUAUCCGUAAUGGUAUCUCUCGUUGUAUAUCGAAGGUAAAAAUGAAUGGAAAUUGCCGAGGGUUUGAGCAAGAUGAUGCCUGUUACAAUGGAAUGUGUAUUAAUGGCAUUUGCAGACCUCCACCGUCGACUUUGGUAACUUUCCAGCAUUUUAUUUGUCCUCUACAGUUGAGGAAGCAAUACUUACCAUUUAUGUAG